Messenger RNA from Cucumis melo (muskmelon), 1162 nucleotides. Its product is annotated as probable indole-3-pyruvate monooxygenase YUCCA11. The record is from RefSeq and is marked provisional. Gene Ontology annotation, molecular function: NADP binding; N,N-dimethylaniline monooxygenase activity; flavin adenine dinucleotide binding. Lineage: Eukaryota; Viridiplantae; Streptophyta; Magnoliopsida; Cucurbitales; Cucurbitaceae.
GCCAUGGAUGAAACGCAGGUGAUUGUCGUCGGAGCUGGUCCGGCUGGACUCGCAACAUCGGCUUGCUUGAACCAUCUUUCGAUACAAAACAUUGUUCUCGAAAGAGACGAUUGCAGCGCUUCUCUAUGGCGAAAAAGGGCUUAUGAUAGGUUAAAACUCCACUUAGCGAAAAACUACUGCAGCCUACCCUACAUGCCAUUCCCAGACAAUGCACCGACGUAUAUUUCGCGAGUUGAUUUCAUUAAAUAUCUAGAUGAGUACAUGUCGUCUUUCGGGAUCCAGCCGAGAUGUUGUCGGACGGUGGAACAAGCUUGGUACGACAAGGAGGAGGAAAGAUGGAAGGUGGUGGUGGAAAAUACAAGUAGUGGUGAGCAAGAGAGGUAUGUUUGUAGGUUUCUUGUGGCAGCUACUGGAGAAAAUAGUGAAGGGUUUUUGCCUAGCAUUCCUGGAUUAGAGAGCUUUAAUGGUGAGGUUUUGCAUUCAAGUGGUUAUGAUAAUGGGCAAAGGUUUAGAGGGAAAGAUGUUUUGGUUGUUGGAUGUGGGAAUUCAGGUAUGGAGAUUGCUUAUGAUUUGUCUAACCAUGCUGCAAAUACUUCAAUCGUCGUUCGGAGCCCGGUACACGUGUUAACAAAAGACAUAGUUCGACUAGGGAUGUUUUUAUUGAACUAUUUUCCAUGUAAGGUUGUGGAUUCAAUUAGUAUAACUCUUGCAAAGUUGAAGUAUGGAGAUUAUUCUAAGUAUGGGAUUCAAAGGCCAAGAGGAGGUCCUUUUCUUAUCAAAUCUAAAACUGGUCGAUCUCCUACCAUUGAUGUUGGAUGUAUGAGAAGAAUUCGAACAGGAGAGGUUAAGGUUUUUCCAUCCAUAACUUGUAUAAAGAGAGAUCAAGUGAGAUUUGCAUAUGGGAUUGUGAACUGCUUUGAUGCAAUCAUUUUUGCCACCGGGUACAAGAGCACUGUCAUCAAUUGGCUACAGGAUGAGAAAAAGCACUUCAAUGAAAAUGGAAUGCCAAGAGAAAGGUUCCCAAAUCAUUGGAAAGGGGAAAACGGAUUGUAUUGUGCUGGAUUUGGACAACAAGGUUUAUUUGGAAUUUCAAAUGAUGCACAACAGAUUGCCACUGAUAUAAGCUUGGCUUUGGGUCUAAACAACAUUGCUGUGGAGUGAU